Molecule: messenger RNA, 3439 nt
Organism: Cyprinodon tularosa
Lineage: Eukaryota; Metazoa; Chordata; Actinopteri; Cyprinodontiformes; Cyprinodontidae
Gene: ralylb
Product: RNA-binding Raly-like protein
Exons: 11
Coding region: 806-1687 (293 amino acids)
Cellular component (GO): nucleus
Molecular function (GO): RNA binding
Source: RefSeq, a predicted model, not a curated record
CAAAAUGCAGCAGAGAUACAUAAAACCGGUUCAGUUGUAACCGUGGCGCGAUAAGCAGCGCAGCGCUCUUUCUUUUUCUCUUUUUUACACUACUUUUGCAGGAGCAGAGGCGUUAUAGGAAAGCAGUCGGCAUCAUCAGCUGUUCGAGGCUGGACUCUCAUUGCUGGAAGUCGGAGCUGAAGGAGUCACAUGACAGAACUGGAGGCAGAGAGCUAGAGAGGGGAAAAAGGCACAGCAUUCAGCCUCGCACCGCCAUACUGUAGCCUCUUUUGAGCCAUUUCACAUUUUUAUUGCAACAUUUUACUCCCGCUCGGCUUCAAGUUUUCAGCAUGCAGUGAUUCAGAUCGAGAGGGUAAAAAAAGAAAAGGAAAAAAAAGAAACGGGUGCGUUUAUCUGUCUCUGAGAAAGCCUCUCACUUUGCUUGCAGUUUUGCAGAAAUCCUGCGCAUUUACUGGUGGGUUUUGGGAGAUUUUUAGUAUUUUUAUUUUUUUAUUUUUAUUUUUUGGUUGUUUUGUGUGGAGGUUUGCUGUUGCUGUGGUUUUGGUUUGCAUUUUAGCAGUAUGGUUUGUGAUUUUGAUGAAACUCACCGGUGAAAUCCCUCGCUUUAACUUUGUUGCUCUUUUCUUUAUCUUUUACCGAAAACAAGGGAAUCAUUUUUAAAGCUCCCCUCUGACGUUUUAACGUGACACUUUUCUUGCAGCUGAGCUCACAGAUUCUUGGGAGAGUUCUAUUCGUUUUUGCUGUUUUCUAUUUCAACGAAGAUGAACAGACAUUUUCCCUUUUGCAGGAGGGCAACCGGAGGAGAAUGACUGGUAAAACCCAGACCAGCAACGUGACCAAUAAGAAUGAUCCACGUUCCCUCAACUCCAGAGUUUUCAUCGGGAACCUCAACACAGCCAUCGUUAAGAAGACCGACAUAGAGGUCAUCUUCGCCAAGUACGGCAAGAUAGUGGGUUGCUCUGUGCAUAAAGGUUAUGCAUUUGUACAGUACUUGAAUGAAAGGAACGCCCGGGCAGCUGUUGCAGGAGAAAACGCUCGCAUCAUUGCAGGACAACCUCUAGAUAUAAACAUGGCAGGUGAGCCCAAGCCAUACCGGCCUAAAGGUGCCUCCAAACGGCCACUCUCAGCUGUUUACAGUGGUUAUGAAUUUGAUUACGAAUACUACAGGGAUGAUUUCUACAGCAGGCUUUUUGAUUACCACGGCAGAGUGGCCCCCCCACCCAGAGCUGUGAUCCCCCUGAAGCGCUCCAGGGUGCUCGCUCCUUCCUCUCGCCGUGGGAAAACUUCCUUCCCUGUCAAAACAUCCUCCUCCUCCUCCUCUUCAUCCUCCAGACCUCCGACAUCGUCCUCUUCCACCUCAGGUGUCAAAUUGAAGACGGACCAGCUCCAGACCAUUAAACGAGAACUGACCCAGAUAAAAAUGAAGAUCGACUCUUUACUGGGACGUCUGGAAAAGAUCGAGAAGCAGCAGAGGACCGAAUCUGAGGCUCAACGAAAAUACGAUGACAACUGUGACUCCCUGCAUGAGGGGUCUGUGUCAGAGACUGCAGAAAACUCCGGAGAGGAGGCAGGCGAGGGAGGGCUAGACGUGGAGGCAGGCGAGAUGACCGAUGGAGGCGAGGAUGACUAUGACGAGGAGGGCAACCACCAUCUGAUAGAGAACCACGUAUCUGACAUUGACAACUGAGAUAAGGUCGAGGAAGCAAGCUCUCCCGGUUGUAGGUUUUAGAUUUCAUCAUCACCUGUGAGAGGCAGAAGAGGAAACCUGUGAGGGAUGAGGGUGGGGGACUGUAAGUUGUACUUUGAAGAUGCCAAGUCGUGUUUUGAUGCUCAGCUCUGCGGCAUGAACCAAAUGUGAUGUGUUCUUUAAGGAAAAAUUAUCCCAGACCCUGUUUUAACAUCAGAGUUAAGCUGCUUUUAUCACACGGCAAGGAGGGAACAGGAAGAUUUAUAAAUAAUUAUUGAUGCUUUUAUGAACUGUGCUUGCGCUCUAAUUCUACAAACUUUUCUUUAAAUGUUUUUAUUUCUUAAAAAUGAAAUAAAUAACUUAAGGACAAUCUCUUGCCGCAAAGUGGUGUUAAGAAAAUAAACGAAACACCACUACCGUCUGAUUUUGGAUUUGGACUCUUACAUACGCCAAUAGCUGUGUGCAUAACAUUAUCCAGCUUUAUCCAUUUAUCACAAAAAUGUCCCUGUGGGGCUGUUCCAUCUUGUAUCUCCACUCCUGCCAAGUUUCAGAAGCAGCGAGGGCUUCCUGUGGUGGAGUGAGCCAACCCUGGCAGCAACCUCCUGACAGGGAAGCAGGGCCAUGUCUCCUCCCUGCUCAGCACUGUGCAUCCUAACAUGGACUGCUGCUGUUCUCCUGCACCAUCUCUUUCAUUCGGCACUGUUUUAUAGCAUUCCAUUCAAAGGAGAGAGAGCAAGGCAGGAGUUUUCAAAAGGAUGGAGGGGUUUUUUUUUCUGUUUUUUUUUUUCACUUUUUCGAACCACAAAUUUUAAUGUAUGUUAUUGGGAUUUCAUUUACUAAAACACAAAGCACUGCUAUAUUGUAUAAAGGAAAUGCUAAUCUCAUAACCCAUAAAUAAAAAUAAGUACAUAAGUAAAUAAAAAAAUAAAAAAGUAUAUCUUACAGAGCAUUGUUCAGCUCAUCAUCUGAAAAGGAGUAUGACACAACUGACAUGCUACAAAGGUUGACAAACACAUUGGAGUCUCAGGUGGACAGAAUGGCUAUUAAGUGUUCUAUCCACAAAACUGUCUGUUUUUAGAGUGGGUUUUCUUCAUCAUGGAAGGCAAACCAGAUAAAAAUUGAUAGGAAAAUGGAGGUAGCUUAAUGGAGCAUAUUCCUGGAAGAAAAUCUGUAAGAGUUUGGCUACAUUAGAAUAGUUUACUUCAGAGAACAGAGGUUCUCCAUCCAAAGGGGUAAAGCCUGACAUUUGAUUAAAAUAUUACUACAUAAAGGUAGUUAUGCAAAGUAUUGACUUAGGGAGGCCAUAAAAAACAUUUAUUUAUUUUGGAAAAUAUCAAAAAUAAUUUAUCUUCAAAUUUGCUUUUGGUAAAAAUUUCAUGAUGGUUUAACAAAUACAGUCCAAGUAAGACACAUUUGGAUGUAAUCUGACAAAAAAAAAGGUAUACACAAGAAUGCCAAACAUACUCAAAUAUUUGAAAUCACCUAUUUUGUAUAUUUAGAAUUUCUCUGAUUAAAAUCAGACUUUAUUUUCCCUGAGUGGUUUCCUUGCAAUUUAAUUUUAGGAUUGAAAAAGUGAAGAGAACACAGGGUUUGGAAAUCAUGCAAAUAAAUGUUUUAAAUGAAUUUGGUCCAGAAUCCUACUGAUUCAAAUGCUUUUAUGCAGUAAAGUCAUAAAUGCAUCCAUUAAGAUCCAAUGUAGUAAACACAGUCAAAUUCAAUUAAUCAUAGGUUGCCAAUUAGUAAAAAAUCUUU